AUGUCAGAUAGGAGCGACACCUAUUUUGUGUACUAUUUAGUGCGGUACUAUGCGGUUUUGGACGAGGCCACAAAUGCUGCGCAUCUAAUUCGCCAGGUUUGUUUAUUUUUGCCUCUGUCUUUAUCAAAACGCUAGUAGGAAAGUGUAAGAAAGUAUGGAGUGGUAGUGUGAUUGCCAGGGAAACGUCACAUGGGUGUGAAUGUGGACUAUGACCUUAGUGUGAUCUUAGUGGCUGCAGCAGCGUGCUGUAUUUGAACUGGAUUGUUGUUGGACUUUUUGGACCGGUGUGUUGUUUCGGAUGGGAGGCGCCCCCAGUGUCGUCAUUCCUAUUUCUUGUCAACGUUUCCUGCUAUUCUAAACUUUUUCUUGGAAUUAGAAGCGGAAAAAAGGAAGAUGUCCGUGAAGGGAUUGAAGAAACAGUUUCACAAAGCAAGUCAGCGGCUUAAGGAAAAGAUCAAUGGGGUUGAAGGAACAAAACUGGAUGAAGAUUUCAUCCAAAUGGAAAAGAAAACUGAAAUCACCCACAAACUGAUUGCUGAUCUCAUUGCAAAAACCACAGAGUACCUUCAGCCAAACCCAGCAUAUAGAGCAAAACUUAGCAUGAUUAAUACAGUGUCCAGAAUCCGAAGGCAGGUCAAGACAGUUGGCUACCCCCAGACAGAAGGAAUUCUUGGAGACUGUAUGUUACGCUACGGUCAUGAGCUUGGGGUUGAUUCUGCAUUUGGCUGUGCACUGGUGGACAUGGGACUGGCCUUGAAGCAGAUGGCCCAGUUAAGAGACUGUCUGGAUGAGCGUGUCAAACAGAGCUUUAUCGAUCCACUUCAGAUUCUGCAUGACAAAGAUCUGAAGGAAAUAGCAUAUCAUCUGAAGAAACUUGAGGGUCGUAGAUUAGAUUUUGACUACAAGAAUGGCUACAAAGGAAGGAUUGCAGAAAGUGAGAUUAAUCAGGCAAAGGAGAAGUUUGAGGAGUCCAAGGACCUGGCAGAAAGAAGCAUGUUUAACCUUUUACAAAAUGAGGUGGAACAGGUGCAAAAGCUGUUAGGCCUUAUUGAAGCAACGAUGGAAUAUCAUAGUCAGUCCUCGCACAUUCUCGAGAACCUGAGAGUUAGUCUGGAGAACAGGAUUACAGAUGUCAACAACAGACCAAAGAGGGAAUUCACAUCCAGGUCUCUCACAAGUACAAUGUGUUACACAGACAAGUAUGGAUUUUCCACAAGUUCGUCUUAUGAUACUGAGAUAACCGAAGCUCCGAGUGAGAAAAAUGUCACUCCUGCAUCAAAAACUUCCUACCAGACAACAAUUAUGGGCAAUACUUCUGAACAUCCAGCUAAUACAGAUAAGUGUUAUUCAUCCUUAGACCAGCCCUGCUGUCGGGCACUAUACAACUUUAAACCUGAAGAUGACAAAGAGCUGAGCUUUAAGAAGGGUGACAUCAUUAUUCUAACUAACCAGGUUGAUGAGAACUGGUAUGAAGGACAGCUCAGUGGGGAGUCUGGAUUUUUUCCUAUCAGCUAUGUUAAGGUCCUUGUACCACUUCCACAGUGACACAAUCAAGCCAUAAAAUGAACUGCUGUAAAUGAAUGUUUGCAUUUAAUGAAUCAGAAUCUUUAUACAAAAAAACGUGUUUAUACAGUUUUUUCAGCUGUGCAAAUUUAAAUAUUUUGUAAUGACUUUACAACUGCAUAUGUGGUUUAAGUGUAACGACAAAUACUGGUAAUUAUUGAGGGAAUAAAGCUGUGUACUAACUUUAAGGUAAAUAUUUAAUUUAGAUAAACUGCAUAUUAACAGCAAUUACACUGCAUAAACAAAUGCAUUACAAAUGUAUUGUACUGUUAACCCAUUCUGCUGAUUUAAUACUGCAUUUUAUUAAACCGUAAUAAAAUCAUAUUACUGUAUGUAGCAUUUUUAAGUUAAGGUUUUUGACUU
Messenger RNA from Trichomycterus rosablanca, 1926 nucleotides. RefSeq names its product SH3-domain GRB2-like 3b (gene sh3gl3b). The coding region runs from base 394 to 1545 and encodes 383 amino acids. The record is from RefSeq and is a predicted model, not a curated record. The transcript is spliced from 11 exons. Gene Ontology annotation, biological process: synaptic vesicle uncoating. Gene Ontology annotation, cellular component: presynapse; glutamatergic synapse; cytoplasm. Gene Ontology annotation, molecular function: protein binding. NCBI's taxonomy places the organism in Eukaryota, Metazoa, Chordata, Actinopteri, Siluriformes, Trichomycteridae.